GGGCGGGGCGCGGCGGGGCUGGAUGCUCGGCCCUACCGAGCGGGUCGGUGGUGGCGGGGGCGGCGGCGGGCGAGCCGCUGGUAUGUCGUCUGGGCCGCGCUGCCCGGUGUGCGCCGAGCCCUGGGUCUCGCCGCGGCUGUUGCCCUGCCUGCACUCGUUGUGCGCGCCCUGCCUGCAGCGGCUGGGGCCGCUGGGGGAGGCGGGCAGGGCCGCCGUCCGCAGCGUCCUCUGCCCGGUGUGCGACGCCGAGGUGGCGCUGCCGCCCGGAGGCGUCGGCCAGCUCACCCCCGACUACCUGGCACUGAGCGGCGGCGGGGCGGCGGUGGGCUGCGACCUCUGCCCCGAUGGGGCGGCCGCGGGGCGCUGCCUGACCUGCGGGGCCCACCUCUGCCUCUUCUGCUGCCAGGCCCACAGGAGACAGAAGAAGACAGCCUCUCAUGCUGUGACAGAGCUGGAGAACACCAAGGACUGCAGCCAGGCUGGGAAGCCUCUCUUCUGCCCUUCCCAUCCCACAGAAGAGCUAAGGCUGUUCUGCGAGCAGUGUGACCAGCCUGUGUGCCGGGACUGUGUUGUAGACAGGCACCGGCAGCACCCCUAUGACUUCACUGGCAAUGUAAUCCACAGGCAUGGGGACGCCCUGCGGGAGCUGCUAAAAAGCACCCAACAACAUAUGGGUACCCUAGAGGAUGUGCUGGGCCAGAUUGAUGACAUGGGCAGUGCCGUCCACAGUCGCGCAGAGGCUGUGGCCACAGAGAUCCAUCUGUUUGCUAGUGGGUAUGUGAAAGCAAUUGAAGAGCAUCGGGACCGGCUGCUGAAGCAGCUGGAGGACUUGAAGGUGCAGAAGGAAAACCUGCUGCACUUGCAGAAGGCCCAGCUGCAGCAACUGCUGCUGGACAUGAGGACAGGCGUGGAGUUCACAGAGCGCUUGCUGACAAGCGGCUCAGAUCUGGAGAUCCUCAUCACCAAAGGGGUGGUGGCGAGCCGGCUGGCAAAGCUGAACAGCGUUGCUUACAACACUCACCCCAGUGUGGAUGAUGGGAUCCACUUCUCUCCCCAGGAGAGGGCAGGGCAGUGUUGUGGAUAUGAAGUUUUUGGGGCCAUUCUCAACAAAGUGGUUGAUCCAGCCAGAUGCACCCUGCAUGGAGAAGAUUUCCACAGGGCCCGUCAGAACCAGCUGACUGGCUUUACCCUGCUCUGCAAUGACACCACAGGGGAGCGGAUGGGGCGAGGAGGAGAGGCUGUGCGGGUCACCAUCACCCACAAAGACAAGAGGGACUGUGCAGUCAAGCCAACAGUGUGUGAUAACGGUGAUGGGACCUACCAUAUUUCCUACAGCCCUGAGGAGCCAGGCUUGUAUGCUGUCUGCGUCUGUGUGAAAGGGCAGCAUGUACAGGGCUCUCCAUUCACUCUGAUGGUGAAAAACAAAUUCCGUGAGCAUCAAGGCAUGUUUCACUGCUGCACGUUCUGCUCAAGCGGAGGGCAGAAAGCUGCUCGCUGUGCCUGUGGGGGGACCAUGCCAGGUGGGUACCAAGGCUGUGGCCAUGGACACAAAGGUCACCCUGGCUGCCCCCACUGGUCGUGCUGUGGACAAGUGAAGGAGAGCUCGGAGUGUUUGGGUGGGCCACCCAGUGACACCUUGCAGAGGAGUUUGCUCAGGACAGUGGUGCUCUGAGCAGCCAGGUAAGCCCCGGCAAGCCCAGGGCACUGCUGCUGGCUGCUGUGUGUGCACCAACCACAAGGAUCUCCAUGAUCACUGCAUAGCCUUGCUGCCAGAAAACAACAUUGUAACGGGUGUGAACUGAGAGAGAGGAAUGAGGGAAAAUAAAAUUGUGCCUUAUAUUCCACCCGG
This is a messenger RNA of Phalacrocorax carbo (great cormorant), 1849 nucleotides long. Lineage: Eukaryota; Metazoa; Chordata; Aves; Suliformes; Phalacrocoracidae. The record is from RefSeq and is a predicted model, not a curated record.